AUGCCACAAACCUAUCCUUGUCGCAUGUACUUCGCAAACUGGGAUGUGGCCGGUUCAUGGAUGAGGUUUGAAGGUGCAUCGAUCUUCAUAAAGCUCAACCUCGAUAGUUGCCGGAACAAAGCGCUUGAGCUGUUUCCUGACGACUGCAAGUACCACUACUCUUCGGCUGAACUUGAUGGAGUCCAGACUAUUACUCCGUGUCAGUCCUGGCGCGAUAACCGCCCUGAUGCGAUCCUUGGGCUCUUGUUUAGGCACGAAGAUGGCCGCCAGCGCUGUGUUGGCCAGGUUACCUCUGAGACCAUGUGGAUAUGCUAUCCAGAGACGGAUGAACUCAGCUGGCGCCCCUCACAUGAAGAAGACGCAUCUGGUGUUGACUUCAUGUCGUUCGAGGAGCCUGAUGAAUGGGACGAACCAUAUAUCAAGACUCCUAUGCGAGGGUGUCUGGACUGGUACUUCAGUGAAAAACUGUGUCAUCCAUCCCACCGAGACGAUAGUGAGUCCCUGGACGAACUUCUGGAGGUACUGGCUCAAGAGGCUACCCCUGGUAUGCCACUGGGUCAUAUAGUCAAACCAUUUCGGUCCUCGUUGGAAGAGACAUGA
Messenger RNA from Fusarium redolens, 600 nucleotides. RefSeq lists its product as uncharacterized. The record is from RefSeq and is a predicted model, not a curated record. The coding region runs from base 1 to 600 and encodes 199 amino acids. The transcript has 2 exons. Lineage: Eukaryota; Fungi; Ascomycota; Sordariomycetes; Hypocreales; Nectriaceae.